This is a messenger RNA of Manis pentadactyla (Chinese pangolin), 2637 nucleotides long. RefSeq names its product DnaJ heat shock protein family (Hsp40) member A3 (gene DNAJA3). The transcript is spliced from 12 exons. The record is from RefSeq and is a predicted model, not a curated record. Gene Ontology annotation, cellular component: mitochondrion. Gene Ontology annotation, biological process: response to heat; protein folding; mitochondrion organization. Gene Ontology annotation, molecular function: protein kinase binding; ATP binding; heat shock protein binding. Bases 35 to 1468 code for a protein of 477 amino acids. Lineage: Eukaryota; Metazoa; Chordata; Mammalia; Pholidota; Manidae.
CGGGAGGCGCAGGCGCAGUGUCCCCGGGGCCAAGAUGGCGGCGCGCUGCUCCACGCGCUGGUUGUUGGUGGCGUCUCCGCGGCUGCCGGCUGCAGCGGGAAGAGGGGCCCGGCCGCCCAGGGGAGGCGUGGUGGGGGCGUCGCUAGGCCGCAAGCUGGUCACCGCCCUCGCGCCUUCCCUGGGAGGUCGCGGCUCCGGGGCGCUGCUGACAUUGAGAUCUGAUGUCAGCCUCACAGGAGUCAAAAGUUACCCUUUUGUUUGCACUGCCUCCUUCCACACAAGCGCCCCUUUGGCCAAAGAGGAUUAUUACCAGAUACUAGGAGUGCCCCGAAAUGCCAGCCAGAAGGAGAUCAAAAAAGCCUAUUACCAGCUUGCCAAGAAAUACCACCCAGACACGAAUAAGGAUGAUCCCAAAGCCAAGGAGAAGUUCUCCCAGCUGGCAGAAGCCUAUGAGGUGCUGAGUGAUGAAGUGAAGAGAAAGCAGUAUGACGCCUACGGCUCGGCUGGCUUCGACCCCGGGGCUGGCAGUGCCGGGCAGAGCUACUGGCAAGGAGGCCCCACUGUGGACCCAGAGGAGCUCUUCAGGAAGAUAUUUGGGGAGUUCUCGUCAUCGUCUUUUGGAGAUUUCCAGAGUGUAUUCAGUCAGCCUCAGGAGUACAUCAUGGAGUUAACCUUCAGUCAAGCUGCCAAGGGUGUCAACAAGGAGUUCACCGUGAACAUCACGGAUACCUGUGAGCGGUGUGAUGGCAAGGGUAAUGAGCCGGGCACCAAGCUGCAGCAUUGCCAUUACUGCGGAGGCUCCGGCAUGGAAACCAUAAAUACAGGCCCUUUUGUGAUGCGCUCCACAUGUCGGAGAUGCGGUGGCCGAGGCUCCAUCAUCACGUCUCCCUGUGUGGUGUGCAGAGGAGCAGGGCAAGCCAAGCAGAAGAAGAAGGUGGUGAUCCCUGUGCCUGCAGGAGUUGAGGAUGGCCAGACUGUGAGGAUGCCUGUGGGAAAAAGAGAAAUUUUCAUCACAUUUAAGGUGCAGAAAAGCCCCGUGUUCCGGAGGGACGGUGCAGACAUCCACUCCGACCUCUUUAUUUCCAUAGCACAGGCCCUUCUCGGGGGCACAGCCAGAGCACAAGGCCUGUAUGAGACAAUCAGUGUGACGAUCCCUCCUGGUAUUCAGGCAGACCAGAAGAUUCGGAUGGGCGGGAAAGGCAUCCCCCGGAUUAACAGCUAUGGCUAUGGAGACCACUACAUUCACAUCAAGAUAAGAGUUCCAAAGAGACUGACAAGCCGGCAGCAGAGCCUGAUCCUGAGUUACGCUGAGGAUGAGACCGAUGUGGAGGGGACUGUGAACGGCAUCACCAGUACAAGCGCUGGUGGUAGCACCAUGGAUAGCUCCGCAGGAGGCGAGGCUAGGCCUGAGGCUGGGGAGGACCAGGAGGGACUCCUUUCCAAACUUAAGAAAAUGUUUACCUCCUGAUAUCCCAGCCAGGAAAACGAUCCACAGGAAACUAGGCUGGGAGUAGCCGCCUCUCCUUGUGGCCCGGCACCUUGGAGACAGGAGGAUUCCAGAAGAGCAGCCCUGAGCCUCUGCCUGCCUGCAGAGGCCCUGGGAGGCCUUGGCGACAGCAAAAUCAUGGCCCAGCACACCUCCCCACGGAACUGGCACGGCGGACAGCCCCAGGCAGGAAGGCGCAGCACUUGUAAGGGCUGGUAGAAGUUUCCUGUCUGUGGGUAGGUAACUGGGCCUUUUCUGUCUCAGGCAGAGUAAGACAGCUGGAUAUUCUUGCAGAGCUAAAACUCUUAAUUUGAAAUUGAAUGUGGUAGAGAUCUUAAAGAAUUAAAGGCCAUGCUUACAGCUUAAAAAUGAAGCCUUAAGCUGCACCGAGUUCUGAAGCAAUUAAUUUCCCUCUUAUCAAACCUCUGGGAGGGUCUGGAAUGAGUCUUCCCUGACAGGUUGUCUUUUCAAGGAACCUGGCCCGCAUGCCCACCAGUGUCACCCACCCCUCAGCAGAACUGUCCCUUGCUCUUGGGGUUCAAUUCUCAAGAUACCAAGCAGCUGAAACGUGGGUGCCUUAGGGCCUAGGGAGGCAUGUACAAAGGGUCCCUGGUGAUGCCACUCCUGACCACGUGGGCCGUGAUCUUUGUCAGGAUGGACAGUCCUUCCUCCUGCUCUACGUGGGGUGGCCUCUUGUCCCCGAAUAUUGUGUUAAUGUUGUUCUAUGCCAGGUGUGUGUGGGGCACCUGCCUAACUGCUGGACCAUAGGCAGCUGUGGCUGUGGCCUGGGCCACACGAAUGGCCUCCUCAACCCAAGCCCUGCCCCCGCUGCCUGCUAGGGGCACGGCUCUCACCACUACACUGUUGACAUCUGCUCUCAGUAGUGUGCUUAAAUUAUUCAAUGCUAAAAACCAUCAUCUUCCUGUAUAAAUAUUUGUUCAGAAAAGGAAAGCGUAGUCUGAGCAGUAGAAUGGUCUCCACCGUCCAGUCAGAGAACACUGUCCCCAGCCUUGGCUUGUAGGACGUGUGGGUUCCAUGUGUGUCCAGAUCUGCCUGCUGUGGUAAGACAGGCUAAUGGAGAAAACUUCUGAAUAGUUUCCUUUUUGUUUUCCUUCAUAAUUUACUAAAAUAAAGCAUCUACUACUGUCUGA